Molecule: messenger RNA, 993 nt
Organism: Rotaria socialis
Lineage: Eukaryota; Metazoa; Rotifera; Eurotatoria; Philodinida; Philodinidae
Source: the annotation of a GenBank genome assembly
AUGGAUUCUGGUGCCGUCGCGGGUUUAGCUAUUGGAUGUACAAUAAGUGCUGCGAUAAUUAUUAUCGUGUGUAUUAUGAUCAGUAGGCAAUUGGGUUAUUGUAACCGUUUUGGUGCUAAUGAAAAAAAGGAGAGGCGAACUCCCACUCCCUCUAACCCAGCACCGUUGGCGCCAGUAGUGGCUCCUCCGAUAGUUCACCCACCAAAAAAAGAUGACCAUCGGGCCAGCCUACCUGUGCAAUCUAAACCGAAGGUUAGAAAACCGAAUCCGCUACCGAUACUUGAUGUUACUCCUAAACCUCGCAAAGAAAUAUCUUCGCCGGUUGAUAAUCCUGCUUCUGACCUAUGCCCUAAAUAUCUAUGUAAAAAAUAUAUCAGAAUCUUAAAAUUAGCCAGUGGCUAUUUUAAUGUGCGCCAUGACAGAUGCUACUGCUCUUUAUGCUACCCAGCUGAAAGAACUAGUGUAUUCACAACAGCUGGCUCCCAAUAUACUGUUCCAAGAGGGUGGACAAAUUUUGGUUUGCAAAUCGAUGAGGCAGCUUUUAAUUCCAAUCGAAUAUUUAGCAAAUGGUUCACAACAUUCUAUGGAACAUCCCGUGAUGAUGUUGAAUCUAUCAUCAGAAACCGUUUUAUACCUUUUUCUGGAGAUAAUCUUUUAGAUGGUAGUGUCUUUACUAGACAUAUAUAUGAUAAGAGAUAUAUAUUGUCGUCACCGUCAAUCAAUUACGCAUCUCUUGAGCGCUUUUGUCCAACUGAUACCGUCCUCAUAGAACAUAAAUGGUAUGACAUAAAAAUAGUUCUCGCAUGUAAACAAUACCCUCUUGGACUCUUAAAGCAACGCGGUUUUAAAAGUAAUGUGUGCCGCAUCAUACCAGACGACGAAAUCGAAUGGAAAACCGACCAAAGAGCAACAACUAUACCCUACAGCAUUCUUAUUCGAGUACAAGGUCAUCGAUGUAAUCAGCAAUGUCGCAGUCAACAUUCGUCCUCCUGA